GCCCUCCGUCAGGAAUUGGAUUUUGGGGCUUACCUGGGCCUGGCUGCUCACCUGGUGCCUCUCAGGGGGGGUCACAACCCCAACCUGGCCCGGGGCCUCAGUGCUCACCUGCACAGCGGCCACCACGCCACUCAGAAAGGGUUCCCAGUGCUGGGCAGGGGCCACCAGCGCCUGCUGGGACAGCUGCUCAAGCUGGACGUGCAGAUCAUCGUGCAGGGCUCCCCUCACCACGGGGGGCGCCCCCUCUCAGCUUACCUGCAGUACCUGGAGCACCUGGGCCAGCACCGGCCGCCGCCCUCGGCCUACGAGCUCUACGCCCGCGGCUACGAGGAUUACCUGCAGAGCCCGCUGCAGCCCCUGAUGGACAACCUGGAGUCUCAGACCUACGAGGUGUUCGAGAAGGAUCCCAUCAAAUACUGCCAGUACCAGCAGGCGAUCUUCAGGUGCCUCCAGGACCGAGUGCCCGAGGGGGAGNNNNUUCCCCAUUCCAGGGUGGUGAUGGUGCUGGGGGCGGGGCGGGGCCCCCUGGUGGCCGCCGCGCUCCGCGCCGCUCGCCAGGCGGGGGCCCGGGUGAGGCUCUACGCCGUGGAGAAAAACCCCAACGCCGUGGUCACGCUGGAGAACUGCCAGUGGGAGGAGUGGGGCUCGCAGGUGUCGGUGGUGCCGCGGGACAUGCGGGGCUGGGCGGCCCCCGAGCCCGCGGACCUGGUGGUGUCGGAGCUGCUGGGCUCCUUCGGGGACAACGAGCUGAGCCCCGAGUGCCUGGACGGGGCCCGAGGGUGCCUGAAAGCUGACGGGGUUUCCAUCCCCCAAUCCUACACUUCUUUCCUGGCUCCCGUUUCCUCUUCCAAACUUUACAACGAAGUCCGGGGGUGUCGGGAGCACGACAGGCACCCCGAGUUGGGAAUCGUGUCAGACCCGUGCCCCGAUAACGGGCGCCACGCCCAGCUCACCUGGCGGGUGCAGGUGGGCACCGUCCUGCACGGCUUCGCCGGCUACUUCGAGACACGCCUCUACGAUGAC
Sturnus vulgaris (Common starling) is the source of this 1023-nucleotide messenger RNA. NCBI's taxonomy places the organism in Eukaryota, Metazoa, Chordata, Aves, Passeriformes, Sturnidae. The record is from RefSeq and is a predicted model, not a curated record.